Molecule: messenger RNA, 1773 nt
Organism: Bombina bombina (fire-bellied toad)
Lineage: Eukaryota; Metazoa; Chordata; Amphibia; Anura; Bombinatoridae
Gene: DEPDC7
Product: DEP domain containing 7
Exons: 9
Coding region: 66-1643 (525 amino acids)
Biological process (GO): intracellular signal transduction
Source: RefSeq, a predicted model, not a curated record
CUGGAGUAGAAGAGCGGAGUCUUCAAGCUGCUGGAGGAUCAGUCAGGUAGCGAGAGGAGUGCGGGAUGGCUACUGUGCGGGAGAAAGCGGUAGCCCUAAACUUGUGCGGGACCUACAGCCCCAUGCAGCGACCUCCAGGUGCGACGUUGGGUCACAAACCGUUCAGGGCUACAUAUAUUUGGACUAGUAUCAUCCAUGCUCUUCAUACACAGGUGGAGGUGAAGAAAAGGAGGCUUCACCUGAAGUCUCACCAUGACUGUUUUGUUGGUUCUGAGGCUGUGGACGUUGUGUUUGCCCACUUGGUGCAGCACAAAUACUUUGGGGACAAUGACAUUCCACGAUCCAAAGUGGUGCGUGUGUGCCAAGCCCUGAUGGACUGCAAAGUGUUUGAGCCAGUGGUGACUUGUUAUGUUUUUGGAAAAGAGAAGAAACGUUCCUCUUUUGAGGAUAGUAGCUGUAGCCUGUACAGGUUUUCAAAUAGCCACUCUGUUGGUCGAGUAGAGAAUGGAAAUGGACGUUGUUCUCCGCAGGUCUGUGCCAGACAUGAACAGAAUGUGGGAUUCAAUUCAGCCCCUCUUCAAUCAAAAAGCUUAGAAGAUCUUUGGGCCAACCUCAGUCUAACUCCUGCAGAUCCAACACACAUACCUGUUGCUUCAGAUCUACCUCCUAAAGUGGUCAAUGAAGUCUGGCAGGAACAGACAAUCAGACGGCUUCUGCAGCUGGUGGACCUCCCCCUCCUGGACUCUCUUCUAGAAACUCCGCCAGGUGCAGCCCCCAGAACUCAGCCAGUGAAUGAACAAGAAUUAAUUAUAACCAGCAAUUACCUGGACCGAGAGAUCCUCAAGGCAUUCAGUGACUCACAGUCAGAUGAGUGGGUUUCUGCUGCUGUGGACUGCUUGGAAUUUUUGCCAGACACAAUGGUGGUAGAUGUGAGUAGAAAUCUUCCAGAGCAGCGGGAUAAAGAUGGCAAGUGGAAACUGCUUCUCUUUGAGACCAUUGGCAGAUAUUAUAACCAGGUCAGGGAACCUCUGGUUACAAACCACUUCUUUGACAUUCAUUCAGGCAUAGCUGAACUACUAGUAAAUGGAAAGACUGAACAAGCCCUAGAAGCCACACAGCUAUGCUUAAAGCUUUUGAAUUCCCAAAAUCGUGAGGAAUUUCGACGGCUUCUGUAUUUCAUGGCAGUUGCUGCAGAACCUACUGAACCCAGGUUGCAGGAAGAGAGUGAUAACAGAAUGGCCGUUAAAAGAACAUUCUGCAGAGCCAUUGUGAACAUAAAGAGUUUAUCGAAAGGAAAGUCUGAUCUAUUUAUUUUGUUUCUUAUUGACCAUCAUAAAGAUGUCUUCAAAAUCCCUGGGUCCUUGCAUAAGAUGGUCAGUGAAAAGCUGGUGGCAAUUCAGCAAGGGCGAGAUCCUGACAAAGACACAGGAUACACUUUCUGCCAAAGAAUGGACAAAAGCGAGUUUUCCACAACAUCUCAGAAAACCACAAAGACUGAACUCCAGGCACUUUUGCAGACAAUCUAUGAGAACCCUAAACUCUCACAUAAAGAGAAGAAGCGACUCUUGGGUCAGUUCUACAAAGGCCACCCAGAUCUUUUUAUCCAGUAUUUUGGUGACAGAGUGACCAGUGUCUGUUCAUAAAGUGGUGUUUUUUUUUUUUUUUUGUUAUGUACUGUUAAAUGUUUGUAAAAAAAAAAGCAAAGUUUAAUAUAUUUUGGUUAUCUUUAUAAUUGCGUCUUUUGCACAUUAAUAAAAAGAAAGUUGUUUGUAA